Messenger RNA from Balaenoptera ricei (Rice's whale), 7897 nucleotides. It is a transcript of the gene POU2F1, whose product is annotated as POU class 2 homeobox 1. Gene Ontology annotation, cellular component: nucleus. Gene Ontology annotation, molecular function: DNA-binding transcription factor activity, RNA polymerase II-specific; RNA polymerase II cis-regulatory region sequence-specific DNA binding. Gene Ontology annotation, biological process: regulation of transcription by RNA polymerase II. NCBI's taxonomy places the organism in Eukaryota, Metazoa, Chordata, Mammalia, Artiodactyla, Balaenopteridae. The coding region runs from base 60 to 2294 and encodes 744 amino acids. The transcript has 16 exons. The record is from RefSeq and is a predicted model, not a curated record.
GAGGAGCAGCGAGUCAAGAUGAGAGUUCAGCCGCGGCGGCAGCAGCAGCAGACUCAAGAAUGAACAAUCCGUCAGAAACCAGUAAACCAUCUAUGGAGAGUGGAGAUGGCAACACAGGCACACAAACUAAUGGUCUGGACUUUCAGAAGCAGCCUGUGCCUGUUGGAGGAGCAAUCUCAACAGCCCAGGCCCAGGCUUUCCUUGGACAUCUCCAUCAGGUCCAGCUCGCUGGAACAAGUUUACAGGCUGCUGCUCAGUCUUUAAAUGUACAGUCUAAAUCUAGUGAAGAAUCGGGGGAUUCACAGCAGCCAAGCCAGCCUUCCCAGCAGCCUUCAGUGCAGGCAGCCAUUCCCCAGACCCAGCUCAUGCUGGCUGGAGGACAGAUAACUGGGCUGACUUUGACGCCAGCCCAGCAACAGUUAUUACUACAGCAGGCACAGGCACAGGCACAGCUGCUGGCUGCUGCAGUGCAACAGCAUUCCGCCAGCCAACAGCACAGUGCUGCUGGGGCCACCAUCUCAGCCUCCGCCGCCACGCCCAUGACUCAGAUCCCCCUGUCUCAGCCCAUCCAGAUCGCACAGGAUCUGCAACAACUGCAACAACUUCAGCAGCAGAAUCUCAACCUGCAGCAGUUUGUGUUGGUACAUCCAACCACCAACCUGCAACCAGCGCAGUUUAUCAUCUCACAGACGCCCCAGGGCCAGCAGGGUCUCCUGCAAGCGCAAAAUCUUUUAACGCAACUACCUCAGCAAAGCCAAGCCAACCUCCUACAGUCGCAGCCAAGCAUCACCCUCACCUCCCAGCCAGCCACCCCAACACGCACAAUAGCAGCAACCCCAAUUCAGACACUUCCACAGAGCCAGUCAACGCCAAAGCGAAUUGAUACUCCCAGCUUGGAGGAGCCCAGUGACCUUGAGGAGCUUGAGCAAUUUGCCAAGACCUUCAAACAAAGACGAAUCAAACUUGGAUUCACUCAGGGCGAUGUUGGGCUCGCUAUGGGUAAACUGUAUGGAAAUGACUUCAGCCAAACUACCAUCUCUCGUUUUGAAGCCUUGAACCUCAGCUUUAAGAACAUGUGCAAGUUAAAGCCACUUUUGGAGAAGUGGCUAAAUGAUGCAGAGAACCUCUCAUCUGAUUCGGCUCUCUCCAGCCCAAGUGCCCUGAAUUCUCCAGGGAUGGGAAUUGAGGGCUUGAACCGUAGGAGGAAGAAACGCACCAGCAUAGAGACCAACAUCCGUGUGGCCUUAGAGAAGAGUUUCUUGGAGAAUCAAAAGCCUACCUCGGAAGAGAUCACCAUGAUUGCUGAUCAACUUAAUAUGGAAAAGGAGGUGAUACGUGUUUGGUUUUGUAACCGCCGCCAGAAAGAAAAAAGAAUCAACCCACCGAGCAGUGGUGGGACCAGCAGCUCACCUAUCAAAGCAAUUUUCCCCAGCCCGACCUCACUGGUGGCAACCACGCCAAGCCUUGUGACAAGCAGCGCAGCAACUACCCUCACAGUCAAUCCAGUCCUUCCUUUAACCAGUGCUGCGGUAACUAAUCUCUCUGUUACAGGCACUACAGACACCACCUCCAACAACACCGCAGCCGUGAUUUCCACAGCGCCUCCGGCUUCCUCAGCAGUCACUUCCCCUUCUCUGAGUCCCUCCCCCUCUGCCUCAGCCUCCACCUCCGAGGCAUCCAGUGCCAGUGAGACCAGCACAACACACACCACCUCCACUCCUUUGUCCUCUCCUCUUGGGACCAGCCAGGUGAUGGUGACAGCAUCAGGGCUGCAGACAGCAGCAGCUGCUGCCCUCCAAGGAGCUGCACAGUUGCCAGCAAAUGCCAGUCUUGCUGCCAUGGCUGCGGCUGCAGGACUAAACCCAGGCCUGAUGGCACCCUCACAGUUUGCAGCUGGAGGUGCCUUACUCAGUCUCAAUCCAGGGACCCUGGGUGGUGCUCUCAGCCCAGCUCUGAUGAGCAACAGUACACUGGCAACUAUUCAAGCUCUUGCUUCUGGUGGCUCUCUUCCAAUAACGUCCCUGGAUGCAACUGGGAACCUGGUAUUUGCCAAUGCGGGAGGAGCCCCCAACAUCGUGACUGCCCCUCUGUUCCUGAACCCUCAGAACCUCUCUCUGCUCACCAGCAACCCAGUUAGCUUGGUCUCUGCCGCUGCAGCCUCUGCAGGGAACCCUGGACCUGUAGCCAGCCUCCACGCCACCUCCACCUCAGCUGAGCCCAUCCAGACCUCGCUCUUCACGGCGGCCUCUGCCAGCGGGGCUGCCGCCACCACCACCGCCUCCAAGGCCCAGUGAGCUGGGCUGAGCGACGCUGCCAGCCCCCUUCUUCACUCCGAGUGCGACUGGCUGCCAGCCUGGCUGAGACCGAAACACGUGAUGGGCUUCCUCUUGCCAUGUUGCAAGGGCAAGGGAGAGGAGGGAGAGAAGAAAAACACAUGCCGGAAAAAAAGGAUGGAAACGGGACAACAUUUGCCUAAUUUUGUAAUAAAACACUGUCUUUUCAGGAUUGCUUCAUGGAUUGGAGAACUUUCUAACCAAAAAUUUAAAAAAAAACAAAAAAAAGGCAGAAACAAAAAAUCAAAAACAAACAAACAAAAAAAUAAGUGAAAGGACUACUUAUCAUUUCCAGCAGUCAUGAUGACGAGUUAAGGUGGGUUACCAAUUCCAAUAUAGGAAGGGGAUUUCUUGUUUGUCUAAAUUUCUUUUUUUCUUAAAAAAAAAAAUCAUUUUUAUGGGUCUGUUGUACAGGCCAUUAAGUCAUAACAAGGUGUUUAUAAUCGUAUCAAUUGUGUUGGGGGUUCCUUUCUUAACUGGUACAAUUUAGGCAGGCCUGUAUUACUGUAUCUCUAUUGUUAUUGUUGUUGGUGUUGUUAUUGUUUUUUAUAUAUAUAUAUAGUUUGGACAUGUUUAUCUCUUGCUCCUGGAUCCUAUUUCAGUGAGCUCCCACACUGUGGGGCGGGAGGGUUUUAGGGUAAGGGGGACUUAACGUUCUUAACUGCGGGGAAUGUUCUUGCUGGUUUCCUUAUCCUUGAUGACUCUUACAGAGGUGCUAGAAAAUUAUUUUCUUUUGCCACUUAUGCAAGAGGCUUGGUGCAGAAGCUGAAGGCAGUGUGUGCAAACACUCCCACUCCACACACGCCCCCUCCCCCCCAUCAGGUGGUGCCUUUGGAGCACUUUUGCGUAGGAAGGAAUUCCUGCUGAACUGUAGCUCUCACUCACCCCAAAUCAUUGAAUGACCUGAGGCCCAGAUCCUGUGGUGCAACAGUGCUGCUUUCUGCUACUUUCGACAGGAAUGGCUGUACAUGUUGCAGGGCAGGAUUUGGUCCCGAAGAGCAAAGACUACUGCACACACCUAACUUGGUGGGUCUCCUGAUUUCGUAUCUCCUGAAAUGCUCUACUGUUGGUGUGUUUGUUUGUUUUUUCCAUUUUGUGGAAGUUUUUCAUCCGAACUUCCUUUAACUUACUUGGCAAGGAACAAAAUGACUUACUGAAAUUGGGAAACUUUUCCCUUCUUUUGUUUUCUGAAGGAACUCUACCAAACUGUUUUCCAUUGGUUAUAGAUCACCGAAAGAGGUGUGAUGAGAAGAGUCUGAGGUUAGCGACAGACUUUCACCAGAUGGCUUAUCAAUUCCUCUCACCCUGACACUCUCCUUGGUUCUCUGACUAGAGAAGGCACUCAUUAGCCGGGCAUGGGAUCUGUAGAACCUUUGAAGGACUUUGAGCAGGAACUUUGCACACACCUCAAGUGUCUCCUUGGUUUGUUAGUGGUGCUCCUGCUAGGUAGGUCUAAAUGGCAAUACACAUCGCUCUGUUCAUUGUAGAAGGCGAUUAGCUUCCGUAAUUGUUUCCAGGGUAUUUCUAGACGAUGUAAAUGAGCCCAUGAAAAGGAAGUGUUUAUGGAAGUAGAUGAAGAGGAACGAGGGUAACUUGGAAAUUAGAUUCCCCUUUUUGUCAGUGUUCUAUUAUUAUAGUAUCUGUAUCCAAAAAGUUCCCAAAAGACUGGAUCACUGCAGUGCAGCUCAUCUGAGCUCCCUUCUUAUUGGAGUGAAAGGUUCCCAUCUGGUGUUUGUGGGUGCUUGCUUACAUCUCCGGUGGUCCUAUGACUGCACUUUUUCCCCAUUUCGAGCUGGGGGCUGAGAGAGAGCUUACAGGUAGUUUUUCUUCUGCAUGCUCUGCUUAUAUCCACAAGGGAGCUUGGAUUCUGUGUAUUUGUCUCUUCACAGUGUUGGGAAAGGCAGUGAUACAGACACAAUGUGCAUUUUUGUUUGUGAUCAUCCAAGUGGGAGACAGGCAUAUUAAUAUUAAAAGACCAGAAAUGUUUUAGUUCCCUUGUUAAUUUUUCUUCUAUUCCUUCUGUCUUCCCAUUUUAUUUCACAAAGUAUUUAAUUAACUACCCUUCACCUUCCUAAGAUCCCUCCAAAAUCAAUGAACUGCAAGCAGGGAAACUAACAAAUGUCCAUCCACCGUUUUUGUGUGUGGUAUGUUUUUUUUAUGUUGUUUUUUUGACUAAGCUUGAACCAAAGUCAAUUUUUAGCAAGCUGCUGUACUAAUGGACUAGUUUAUAUCGUGCAGUUCAGACACAUUGAGGAGAUAGAUGCUACUGACAAUUUCUUUUUUCAUUUGUCUUUAUUAAUUUUAUAUAAAAGUUGCUGCUUGUUUUAACCUUUUAUGUUGGUAAGUUGUAAUAUCCUCUGGGCAGACAUUAACUUGAUUUUUUAAGUAGUUUAUUUAGUUUGGUGUGUAAAUAGAAUGGCAGUGUCAGUUACUAAAUUUUCUCCUCUUCAUCCCACUAUUUCUCUGAUGUAGUUGAAUUUAAUCUUUUAUCUAUCCUGAUUUGACAUCUCCAGUUUUAGUCUGUGCAAAUGAUUUUAGGGCUGUCAGUGAUACUGUAGCUGCCCGUGGUGAUGAGUCCCUCCCUUGGGAGUGGUAAGUUAGGAGGAAGGACUCAGGGAGGGAAGUGCUGAUACCCACCAUGCUGGAUCAGAGGUUGUAGCAUUAAUUUCCCAAAAUUGCUACCAAAGGAAGCGUUGAAUCCCAAGGGACUCAAGCCCAGUGGAUUAAGAGGAAGAGCAAGGAAAGGCUGUGUUUGUUUGUUUUCCUAUGUGGUUCAAAAAUGCUCCCUCUCCCAAAUAAGAUUCACCAACAGACUUCAAUAUUAAAAAAAAAAAAGAUACUAAGCUUUAAAUGUCAGUACGAUGGUCUUCUCUUCCCUGCCCUGUCUAUAUUCUCUAGUUAAUUCGGGAUAGGGGGAUUCUGCCUUUGUGUAUGUGGGGUUGUGGAUCACUUUAUGAAGAUUAAAUUUAAACCAGCGUAAAAACCUGUGUUUAAAAGAAGAAAUAAAUCCUUAGACAAAGGUAACUUUUAGAAUUUUUCUCUUUUUUUCUCUUAUUUAAAAACAAGUUGUGAAAUGAAAGGUACAUUUACACAUGUACACAUGAAACACUAAAACAGCUUGUUGAUGGGUGUUUAACUUAAAACUGACGCCCCAUCAUCAUCAUCCCUAGAUAGUCUACUGAUCAUAUUGUGUCGUGACUCAACCUUUAGUCCUUUUUUACUUUAUAUCAUCUUUUUUAUCAUCUCAAGAAAUGCUUUUCGAAUUGAAUGAAUCUCCUAAGCUAAGGUACUCAGACUUAACUUUUAGCCACCUUAUAUGGGAGAGUCUGGAAAUUAAGAGGGACCAUUUGACCAAAAAGAGAUGUUUGGUAGCGUUUCUGCAUUUCUAAGAGGAAGGGCCAGAUAGGUCAUCACAGUUCAUUGUGUCAUUCUUCUUUUUUUCCCCCUUAAUGUUUAUGCAAGUUUUAUUUUAUCCCUGAAUUUGGUUAACACAUAUUAAGCCAAAGACUAAUUCUAAAUGCAUUUAUAGCGAUACUGUAUUUGCCCAUGGUAAUGGGCCCUCCCUAGGGAGUGGUGAAUGUAAUUGUUUGAAUCCUGCUUAUCACAAGCAGGGCAAUUUGGUUGUGAACUUUAUUUGUACCCUGUAUAAAUCUAAAGGACAGCAGAAAGACCUGGAAAAGGGCUUCUCAGAAGAACAAUAUUAUUGUUCCUGAUUUAAGAAAUAUGUUGAGUGCUAUGUUAGUUUAAAUGUUUCUGAAGUUACAUAGGCAGCUUUUUAGAAUUAAAAAAGUUGUUCCUAUCCAUUCAUUACCUGAUAUAAAACACACUUGCUUUUAUUUAUUUGGUAAGAAAGAUCAAUACCAUCCCAAUUUACUCAACUUAUUAUUGAGGAAUGGAACCAAAGGAAUCCAACUUUCGUUUUGUGUAGGACCGUACUGAUUUGUACUUCAUGGUAGCAUUAUUAGAAAUUAACGUUUUUUUAAAAGGGAAAAUAAUAUUAAUUAAAAGAUUUUUAGUGAGAUUAUCUUGCCAAUUUGUUCUACACAGUUCAUUCAUUGUUGGGGAGAAAAGCACAAUUGUACCUCUUUUUUUACAUUAUUUUGUUCUAUUAUCCCUCAUUUAUUUGGGAAGUUGGGAAAAAACCUUGUCUAUAUUCAGAAGCACAGAUGCUUGACACAAUAUUUAAAUUCAGCCCAAUCUUUAUCAUUAAAUUUUCUAUUUAAAUUGCUGGGAAAGCUGGAUACAUUUGAAAAUGUAGGAAAUUAAUGUAGAUUUUUAAAGUUGUAAAUCCUGAUAGUAAACAUUGCAGUUAGUGUAUAAUAAACACUUGGCUUACAAAAGAAACUCUUUGUUGUUCAUAGUCUAAAGUUGUUCCCAAACCAUGUCAUCCUCACAAAACUUUCUUUACCAAGAAAAAAGUAAAAUCGUUACACACUAGGAAGAAGAGAGAGAGAGCAGACAGGGAGCAGUCAGCAAGCCCUGAGCGUCAGGGCCGGCCGAGAGCAGGCGAGCGGUGGGCAGCACCUGGUUCAGACCUCCUGCUGGCAGUCUGCUGUGGCCUUGGACCCCUCAGGGCCCCCCCCCCAGAAAUCAGUCUGCGAUCUGAGAGCCCUCCGUUAAAGAGCCUCAACAAUUGAUUAUGAGAGUUGGUCAAAUACAGUCUCCUUAAUCGGCAUCUGAAAUUGAUGAAUUUAAAGUUUAUUCGUUCAGACCGUGUUUAUUGGAGCUGAAAAUGUUAAAAAGACCAUCAGUACUAAUGGAGAAAAAGACUAAAAACUUGAAAUUUAAAAUUACUCAAAUGGGCAAGAACUGAUGGAUUCAUCUGAUCAUAACCAUUGUGAGUUCAUUUUUGUAUGUGUGUGUGAAAAGCAUUUAGUGAAAAGCAUUUAGUUUCAUCACAGCCCUGGCCAUCUUUUUGCAUAGAUGGUGCACACAGUACAAAUGUGAACUUGGACAGAAAUAGGAUAAGUAAACUGCUUUCAUCAUUAAAGGCUGAUACUAAUCCUGUUCUGCCUCAUUCUUUUCUUAAUCUAAAGAGAUUCAAUGGGACACGCCUGAAAUUUUCAGUAAGAUAUUUGGAAGGAUUCCAUCCAAAGGGCAGGGAAUAUGUCUUUUCUCAGAGUUGUCAGGUUUACACCCAGAUUUCCAUAUGAUUUGUGAAGUUGCUUUCUUCUGACCAUCCUUAUUCAUGAAGCAGUUCCAUGUGUGGGCUCUUCUACUCUCAGCCUUUGCUCAAAGCAGUAAACCUUAGCAGAUCUUACAUUGAUUCUGUAAUCUGGAUCUCCUUUCCUCUCUUCCUUCUCUUCCUUUUCUCUUUGAAUGGUGAUACCUUUAUCUGGGAGGGUAAUGCUCGUGGGUAACAGCUAGCUUCUGGCCCCUUCAUAAAAUACCUCAGCAUAGUUUAGCAUUGUUACAGAACUGGUUUUAAACUAAAAACCAAAUAAAUAAGUAAAAAGAAAGAACUUUAUAAAUAGUGGAAAUAAUUCUAGCUGUAGCAUUUAGUUGAACUGAUGUUUAUUAUGAUUGAUAAACAUGAUCGAUGCGGUAUGUAUUUGGGAUCCUGU